AUGUUGGCUAAGACUUCACAGAGGAAACAUGAGCAUGAAACCGAGACCAAGUGUAAACCAGGUUUAAGUUCUAAAAUCCCUCUGAGGUUGACCAGCUGUAUAUUCCCGAGGCCCGUUACUAGAGUCACGUCCCACCCAGGCAAUGAGGUCAGGUGCAGUCAAUGGGAGGAGAAGUUGAAGAAGCUCCAGCAAGUGUCCGCAUACAGGAGGCUGCAGGGGCUCCAGGCGUGCAGCAGUGCAGGAGAACCGUUAAAUACUUUGGACUUCACAAAUACAUUAAAAAUAAUUACACCAGGUGGUCCUGGUGAGUCCCUGGGCCAUGUCGGUGAUGGAGGUCCAUGCACCCACCCGGAACCCACCCCUGGCCAGCCCUCAGAUUUGGCAGAGAUCAUCCCAGGGGUGGGUCUGUAUCUCUCACAGACCCUCAGUGGACAACUGGUAACUUCUAUAGAUAUCAGGAGACAGACUCAGAAAGUGAAGAAAGCAAGGGAGAGACUGGCUGCGGCCUUGAGGGCAGACAGGCUGGCCAGGGAAGCAGAGAGAGCCAGGAGCCAAGAAGGACGUCCUGAAAUCUAG
Molecule: messenger RNA, 576 nt
Organism: Trichechus manatus latirostris (Florida manatee)
Lineage: Eukaryota; Metazoa; Chordata; Mammalia; Sirenia; Trichechidae
Product: methyl-CpG-binding domain protein 3-like 1
Exons: 1
Coding region: 1-576 (191 amino acids)
Source: RefSeq, a predicted model, not a curated record